Messenger RNA from Scatophagus argus, 2589 nucleotides. It is a transcript of the gene gdnfb, whose product is annotated as glial cell derived neurotrophic factor b. Bases 528 to 1337 code for a protein of 269 amino acids. Gene Ontology annotation, molecular function: glial cell-derived neurotrophic factor receptor binding; growth factor activity; receptor tyrosine kinase binding. Gene Ontology annotation, biological process: peripheral nervous system development; positive regulation of branching involved in ureteric bud morphogenesis; negative regulation of neuron apoptotic process. The record is from RefSeq and is a predicted model, not a curated record. NCBI's taxonomy places the organism in Eukaryota, Metazoa, Chordata, Actinopteri, Scatophagidae. The transcript has 2 exons.
CCGUGGACUCCAUCCCUCCAGUCUGCAUGGGUGGAGACAGGAAGAAACAGAGGAUGGACCAUCAAGACGUCACCUCCACUCCCCAUCUCCACAGUUAGACCUCUCCCUCUCCUCAUAGCUCAGUGGGGACUGAUGGUGAGUGAACAGAAGUCACUGCGUUGUGAACCCGGGCAAAGGACUCUCAAAUUCUGUCUCCCAAGCGUCGGUGGAGAAGUCGGUUUGCGCACAAAUUCAGAGGGAAAUCUUGGCUUCGCAUUUUGUGCUUCGUUUGGUUUCGUGUCUCCUUGGAUGUUGCGCCACGCUGCGAAGCAUUUGCCAGCUGGCAUGUGAGUGAUAGCGUGCAGUUUACAGUAUGCAGGCAAUACCACAUUAAUUCCCACCAUCUCCAGUGUCAGGAAGCCGAGCUGAUGAGCGCAACCCUCCUUUUCCUCUCCAACUAUCUUCAGUAUGCUGUUUUUAGCGUGUGCCAGGUGAUAACCUGUUGAUUUUGCAUCGCGCCAUGUCCUGCUGUUGGACUGAAGUGGACAAUGAAGUUAUGGGAUAGCCUGACCACUUGUUUGAUUCUGCUGAGCGCCGUGCACGCCAGCUCGCUAUUCCGGAGCCGACAACAGUCUACGUUCAUCAAGAGGAGAGGACGCGCCGCUGAGAGUCCCCUGGAGCUCCCGCCGGUUCAGAUCCGCCUGUCUGUCACUGCCCAGGGCAUCAGCGGCGCUGAGGCGGAUACAGCGGACUGGGAAGAGACGCUGGCUGCAGGGGGAAAAUACACCAUGGAGGAGACCCCCCUAAAUGAGUUUGACAAUGUUGUAGACUUCAUCAAAGUGACCAUCAGCAGAAUACGACGCGCCUCCUCAUCCACCGUGUCCUCAUCUACCUCCUCCUACACCACCUCCUCCCCAUCCGAUGAAAACUUGAGCAGCAGGAAUCGGCGAAGAAGAGAGAAGAAGAAAGGGACGAGUCAGCUGAGUGGCAAAGGAGGAAGAGGAGGCGCUGGUGUGGGUGUGACACAGAGGAAGGUUAGAGGAAGAGGAGGCACUGGGCGAGGACAGGGCUGUGUACUCAAACAGAUCCACCUCAAUGUCUCAGAUCUCGGUCUGGGCUACCGCUCCAGUGAGGAAAUGAUAUUCAGGUACUGCUCUGGACCCUGCAGGAAGUCUGAGACUAACUACGACAAAAUCCUUUACAACCUCGCUCACAACAGUAGGCUUCCUCCCAAGGACACGCCCCCUCAGGCCUGCUGUCGGCCAAUAGCGUUCGACGAUGACCUCUCGUUUCUGGAUGACAACCUUGUCUACCACACCGUGAGAAAACAUUCUGCCAGGAAAUGUGGUUGUGUAUAGGGAGAGCGAGAGUCAGGCUUUGUGUAGUUUUGCAGUCAUUCCUACCUAGAAAUAUGAUGUUGAGUGUUUUUUCUUCUGAUUUUUCUCACUGUGAGGAAACUGGCUGGCAUUAAGUGUGGCCGUGUAUGAGUCCAUCAGUAAAUAAGGAUAGUAGGUGGCAUCUCUACAGUUUUAUUCUAUAGCAACGAUUCCUGAUAUCCUCUUCUCCUCCUCUUCGGCUCACAAUAUCCCCAGUUCCUUUACACCUCACAUUGUUUAAUGUAUUCAGUGUGAUUUUAAACGUGUCCAUGGAUACUCAAUUCUAAAGAACUGACUUCAAACACAACGGAUGAUUAUUCAGACUCAUUUUGUCUACUCUAUAGCACAUAUGUUACAUGGAAAAAGUUACACACAUAUGAAAUAUAUUUAUGAAAUCUUGAAUUUAUUAACUUAUUGUUAUUUAUUUUGUUUUAUAAAGGGAUGUUAUUUAUUACUGUAAUGUGAUGUCUCAGAGCGUGCCAAAGGUUUAAAUAAAAUUAGUUUAUGAUUUAGUCCUAUCACAAAAAGCAGUAAAAAGGUUUACAGUCUUUUACACAUAAGGAACUUUGAAGGUGCCCUUUGGAGUUGGACUCUUAUGCAAAACAUAAGAGUGCAAAACAUUAUGCAUCCAAUACUUCUCACCAAGAUAUGUUUUGUGUAAUCUAACCUACAAAUGUGUAGAUUGCAGUUCUUUCUUUAUGAAACAUUUGCAAAGCCAGUUAAAAAAAAAUCUGUAUGAUUUUAAAAUUCCAGAAAUUAGUAUCUCUAUGCCCACAUGCUCAUGUGUAUGUGAGUUAUUUGUGUACUUGUACGACAGCCUCUUUGCCUUUAUUACCUCUGUGUGUACAUGAUACAAACGAAAUGGGGAUCCACUCUUAAAAAUGUUGCUCUGUAGCACUCCUAGUGAGCAAAAACUCCACAGGGCACCUUUAAAAAUGUUCUUCACGGGAAAACGUUCUUCUGUAUCUUAACAUUUACAGUGUUGUCCAACUUUACUGUCAUUUUACUGCAUUGUCUCCUGUAUUUUUAUUAGAGGUUAGAAAGCUAUAUCAAAAUAUGUUGUUCUCAUGAGCAGAAAAAGAGUUGAUUAUUCAUUGGUAAUUUCAUGCCCUCUCAAAAGAUUCGCCGUGUUAGUUGAACAAGAUGUCCUCACUUUAAAAAUAUAACUACAGCUUUAUUUUUAUACGGUAGUCAUCUUUAAAUUUUCUCAUUUAAUUGUCAAUAAAUGCAUUCU